CCUUUUACAGAACUUCUGAAGAUCGAUACGUGACCUGGGCAAUUUACAUAUACAUGUAUGUGCUUUCCGCAGUAGUAGUAGUAGUACUUGCCCGGCUACUUGCAACUGCACAUACAAUUAUGUAGCUGCUAAUCUGCAGUGAACUGAGCAGAUAUAAGACAGGUUGAGUGAUCGAGUAAUAGCCAGAAACAAAGAGCUGCACAAGAGAAACAUUAAAAUUCGGAGUGGGCUCUUUGGUCAGGUUAUAUUCCUUGGAAGCAGCAGUAGUGAUUGGAACUGUAGAGUACGAGUCGUAGAGUGUACUUGCCAACUAUGGUUGAUUUGCACUCACUUGAGUCUUUUGGUGCUAGCGCAUCACAGCCCUCUCGAACUGUCCAUCCCAGCCAGAAUUGUUGUGAGUCCGAGAAGGCCAUCCCGGGAAAUAGAGUAUUGGAGGGAGGAAGUGCGUUGCAAUCAUCAUCGUUUCAAAUAUACCCCACCCACCAGGCCACAAACAAGAAGGAAGCGUCCCAGAUCUGUCCAACAUCUACAAUGAUGAGUCAAAUGUCUUCCGCUGUUGAUCCCUACACAUCAUUGUAUUCUGAAAGUCCGGCGUAUAUGUUGCACGCGACUGGCCCCAGGGCUCCCCGUCAGCCUGUUCAGACACACUUUUAUCCUGGAUUCUUCCCUGCGGAUCAAGCCAGUUUUAAUGGACCUAUUCGCAGGCCGAGAACGGGAAAACGACGCAAAGGCGUUCAGCAGCUGAUCACAGCAUUCGACGUUCUCAGAUCACGGCUCUAUGUUUACCCACCUGAGCGACAUCUUAGCAAGAUUGAGACUCUGCGGAUGGCAAUUUCCUACAUCAAAGACCUUGAACGACUGCUGAAACAAGCGGACGAUAGCAACCCUACGCCUGGGCCUGACAGUGAAUCGUCAACUUCUAAAAGUGAUAAAGAAGUGGAAGUUUCCUCUAACGCUUCGCCGAAGAACAAUGCUUCACCAGGUCCUCAAACUGACUCAUUGACCAGGAACACGGUAACAGGAGGCAAGGGAUCACAAGAAACUAGCGAGAAAUCUCAGACAGAUUAUGACUUGCUGACAGCGGGUAGCAAGGUCUUUCCUGAAAUGAAAUCAACACCAGACCUGAGAAGUGUUAAUCUCAGCCCUGGUUUUCAGAGUGACUGCAGUGAGCUGAGAAGAGUGCUCUCGCAGUCAUCCAUUUUCUCCACAGCUAGCUGCCCGGAGUCUGCGCAACAACUGGGAAGAAAUCAUCUGACAGCGAGAGAGACAUUGAGUAAAAGUAAUGGUCUCUCCCACCAUCUAUUCUCCUCAUUGAACGGAAUAGACUCACCACUUUCACCCGCAAGUCAGGCAGCGCCAAGGUCUCCACGAACUUUUCACCAGCCAUGCAGGGAUUUGGUCAAGUCAGCUUCUACCGACCUGCACUGUGAAGAAAGAAGGGAAGCACUGGCAAUGGCCAGCCACGCUCACUCAUCCUACAUCACUGGGCAGUGUGCAGCAGACGGUCUUCUAUUUUCCCGACAAGACAGCCAGAGAGGAACUGUGGAAUUAACGCCGCUGUAUGAACCACAGCUAUUUGUCCCAUCAUCUCACAUCGCCACAAGUAUGAAUAAUACCACCAUCGUGGCUACAUCGUCUCUACUUUGCAGCGCUGAUGAGUCUCCGCUAAUGCUCCCCAAUCCUCUCUCCCCAGAUCAGAGUCUAGACGGCGAAGAUGUGGACAUGUUCGACAUGAUAGAGAAAAUGCUCUCUGACAGCGAUAGUGAAUCUUUCGAUCCAUGGAUAUCUCUAUGAAUCUAGGGGCUUUGGCCGACAGAAACUGAACAAUGCUCCUCUACUACGGAUGUCAAGGACGGCGGGAUAGGAGUAAGAAUUGAUCGAAGAUUAGUUAGUGCAGUCAACAGCUGCCUUGUGCUUUUGUGAACAUACUUUUUCCAUAAUAAUCUGAACAGUAGUGAGUGACGUUAGAGAAUGGCCACACCUUUCCCCAUUGUGCAGAGUUACUCGAGCACAGAAGAGGAGGUAAUCUCCUAGCACAAUUGACGCUCACCGUUACCUAUUUCAGCGCAGAAAACCUGACGGACUAAUUUCAAUUUUACUUGUCCUUUAGAGUUAGUAAACACACCUUUCCCAAUCAAAUCGCCAGCAUGUACUGGAUUACCGUUCUAAUUAUUUCACAUCCUUCACUAUUGUUUGCUUAAUUCUUCCUAUCCUCUACGUGCACCAAUACGAUGUGAGACCCGCUUAUGCACCGAUUUUAUCCUUGACCAUUGCUUGAAGCAAGAUCACAAAUUAUGCGAUGUGCCAAUCUA
Messenger RNA from Sycon ciliatum, 2312 nucleotides. RefSeq lists its product as uncharacterized. Gene Ontology annotation, biological process: regulation of transcription by RNA polymerase II; developmental process. NCBI's taxonomy places the organism in Eukaryota, Metazoa, Porifera, Calcarea, Leucosolenida, Sycettidae. Gene Ontology annotation, molecular function: protein dimerization activity; DNA-binding transcription factor activity, RNA polymerase II-specific; RNA polymerase II transcription regulatory region sequence-specific DNA binding. The coding region runs from base 313 to 1794 and encodes 493 amino acids. The transcript has 2 exons. The record is from RefSeq and is a predicted model, not a curated record.